Molecule: messenger RNA, 3233 nt
Organism: Folsomia candida
Lineage: Eukaryota; Metazoa; Arthropoda; Collembola; Entomobryomorpha; Isotomidae
Product: delta(24)-sterol reductase-like
Exons: 8
Coding region: 103-1620 (505 amino acids)
Biological process (GO): steroid metabolic process
Cellular component (GO): membrane; cytoplasm
Molecular function (GO): Delta24(24-1) sterol reductase activity; FAD binding
Source: RefSeq, a predicted model, not a curated record
UUCAGUUGGUGAAUAUCCAGGAUCGAAACGAAUCCAUCAGCUUCUUCGACCUUGCUUGAUUAAAAUCUUCUUUAAAUAUUUCUCAAUAAAAUUUCCCUUGAAAUGGCCCACCCCACAUUUUUCGAACGUUUAGUUAUGCACAUUUGCAGAUAUUACGUUUCCGCUGUCUUUAUACCUCUACGAUCUCUUGUGCUACCUUUCUUAUACUUUAUAGAGUUCAUUUGUGCAAAAUUUAAAGUAACCUAUUCGCCUGAAUUACAUGCAAAUAAAGUGGAGCAUGUCCAGAGUCAGAUUAUGGACUGGAACAAGGCUGGGAGGCGAAACAAAUUAUGCACGGCCAGACCCGGGUGGGUAUCCAUGUCGUUGACCCGUUUGCCCGUCUACAAGGAUGCCAUGACCGGGAUAGACUUGUCCAGGCUGGAUGACCUCGUCUCAAUCGAUAAAGAAGCAAUGACCAUAACCGUCGAGCCCUUAAUGAAAAUGGGCCAAUUGACGAGAAUAUUGGGAUCAAAGGGGUACACAAUCCUGGUCGUGCCGGAGCUUAAGUUUCUCACGGUGGGAGGACUGAUUUGUGGGGCUGGGUUGGAAACUUCGUCGCACAAGUAUGGAUUCUUUCACAAUACUUGCACUUCAUACGAGGUUGUUCUCUCGUCAGGGGAGGUUGUAAAGUGCAGUAAGGACGAAAAUUCGGAUAUGUUCUAUGCCAUUCCGGGAUCCUAUGGGACCCUCGGAUUCCUAACUGCUGCCACCAUUAAGAUUAUGAAGGCGGAAAAAUACGUGAAACUUUCCUACAUCCCGGUCAACUCGUUGGAUGAAGCGACUAAACGAGUCACAGAAGAAUCUCUUAAGACACCCGGACCCGAUUUUGUUGAAGGAAUCAUGUAUUCCUUGGAUAAAGGGGUUAUCAUGGUGGGAACUUUGACAUCAAAAUCCGAACCAGGAAAGGUAAACCCCGUUUCGGCCGGCUACAAGAAAUCUUUCUACAAACACGUCCAAAGUUUCUUAACUGACAAUCAGUCAACUAAUCUACCAAUAUCUCAAAUUGCCCCCAACACGGAAUUCAUCCCCCUCCGAGAUUAUUAUCACCGCCAUUCCUACGCCACCUUCUGGACUUGCCAUACAUACGUUCCAUAUAUUGAUGUGCCCCUGUUUCGCUACAUUUUCGGAUGGGCGCAAGUUGAAGACAACUACGCGUAUAAAAUUAUUCCGCGCUAUUUUCGACGAAUCUUCGAGAUAAAUCUUGUCAUACAAGACUUAAUCGUGCCGAUUGAUAAGAUGAAGAUGGCGCUGGAGUUCUUUCACGAAGAAGUUAAGGUACCAAACGAACCGGUAUAUUUUAAAUUUGACGGGAACGCGGACAAGAUGUACAUGGACAUCGGUCUUUAUGGUUACUCUGGGAAGCCGGAUGAUUACGAGGUUGUAAAAUCCAACAAAGCCUUGGAACAAUUUUGUCUGGAAAAUGAUUGUAUCAAAGGGGCAUAUGCGGACUUAUGGUUAAGCCGAAAUGAACAUGAUCAAAUGUUCGAUCCAACAUUGUACAACAAAGUAAGAGCACAGCUCAACUGUUCGGAUGCGUUUCCAGACAUUUACGACAAAAUCUGUCAGGCAGGGAGGAAAUGAUUGAGAUAUACAGAGUUGUGUACAGGUUAUCAUAUGUAAGGAUUGAUUCAUAAAUCGUGGCACGAUUUUAAAAGGCGUUCAUUACUAAACAAUAAGUUGAAAUGUUAACAACUUUGUUAAUAAUUGUUCCAAAUGCGAUGCACAACAUUGACCAAAAUCACUUUGGUCGCGGCGACCCUCUAUAAGAAAUUUCUCACAGGUUUUUCCAGGCCUGUUGAUUUUUGCUUUUCCUGACUUUCUCCCAACAAUCUUCAGGUUUGACUCAUGAUGAGUCGAAUUCAAAGCAGGAUUUUCACCACUUUCGGUCGUCAUGGAUGUUCUCUUUCGCAUCAAGCCUAACAUCUUUCAAUCCCACUUGUUUGGAGAACAUUGUUGGCAUGUUCCAAUUUUGCCAGAAACCAAAUUUUUUUAUCGUUGAGGUGGUCGGUAAUAACUCAACCGUAAUGGCAAUUGGCUUCAUCCGGCCAAAAUCUGACUGGGUCACCUGAUGACCAUUUAUGUAAGGAAUUAAUCGGCGUUUGAUACAUUUUGAUAAAUAAAGACAUGGGGUCAUGGUCCAAUCCAUAAUUGAGGGCUUUGAAAUUGCUCCAUUUUCGUCCAAUGCUAGCCAAAUCUGUCCGUUUUUGCGAAUUUGGCUUUGGGAAAUACAUUAACCUCAUAUUUCACAUCCUAACGACUUGUAGCAAUAAAACAUUGCUCGGUGCAAACUUUUCAUAGCGUUAUUGUGAUGUAUGCUUCGUCACAACUGGCAAGUAUUUUGGAUUACACUUUUUUGCAAAUUUAGUUGCAUCCCAUUUUGGUUCUUAAUUUUUCCUCUUUAAUGUAACUUGAGGCCUUAGUUUUCAAAAUGUUGUAAUCCUCUAUCAUUCUGCUUUAAAUCGGCGAAAAGUUGGUUAAGAUAUCUUUACCCGUUUGGAUGCUACGUUUUCUAACGUCAAUGGCGUUCCCUCAAAAUUAUAGGCACUGCAAUGAUGACUUUGGAUGUGGUCUGCCACACCAGGUGAUGAAUAAUUUUUUUGAACUCGGCUGAUUUUCUUGAAGCAUACAUUGACAUGUAAUGACAAUUUGAGGUAUUUGGAAUAUUUUCAUUUUUGAGGUGGUGGUGCAUCUUUUUCUCGUCCAAUUUCGGUGCGUUUUUGUAAAAGUGCACCAAGAGAUUUGGUUGGACUUGUUUCUCUUUUUGUCUGACGGUUCUUGUUUAUUUAUCAGCCUUUUUGAACUAAAACCCUAAUACUACAUCGGUUGGGCUAUCAUAUGAAACAAUUCAUACACAAGAAUUCCAAUCUUUGUUAAAGCUAGAGCUAAAGACAAAACUGUGCCACGAUUUAUGAAUCAACCCUUAGAUGCUUAAAAAUUCGCCAAAUUCAGUGAAUUUCAGUGUUUAACAGGUUUUACCUAAUACCAAAAUGUAUUACGGAUAUGUCUACCAAAUUAGAGAAAUUCAAGAUGCACGGGGUGAUUUAAAUAGUAUGUCAUAUAUUCCAAGGCAUAGACUAAUGCUUACUCUUUUACAACUUAAAAGGUUAAAAUCUCGCUGAAAAUAUGAAUGUAUCUGCAGACAAUAAGUGAACAGUAAAAAUGUUCUGGUCAAGCCUCAGGCCAAAUCCUUAAAA